AAACACUCUCCCAGCCCUAACCUCAUCAUACCAACAAGGAUGUCCUCUGCUUCCACUUCUACCUCCACACCCGGGGCCGCCGCCUUCCUCAAGGCUGUCGAACUCCGUCGCUCGAUCUACACGAUCAGCAACAAGAUCCCCAUCCCUGAUUCCCGCGUCGUCGAGAUCGUCCAAGCGGCAAUCAAGAACGGUCCAUCAUCCUACAACUCCCAGUCCUCGCGCGCCCUAGUCCUCUUCGGGGACGAACAUAAAUUCGUAUGGGAGACAGUGCUCUCCGUGCUCAAGCCCAUUGUGCCCGAACCAGAGUUCCCCAAGACGGUCGGCAAGGUCGAGAACUGCUUCAAGGCUGGAUAUGGCACGGUUCUCUUCUGGGAAGAUAACACUGUUGUGAAGGGCAUGCAGGACACUUUCCCCCUUUAUCCGGAUCGGUUCCCUGUGUGGAGCCAGCACUCGAGCGCGAUCGUACAGUUUAUCGUCUGGACCGCUCUGGCGAACGAGGGCAUCUCUGCUUCUCUCCAGCACUAUAACCCCUUAAUUGACGAAAAGCUCCGUGAACACUUCAAGCUGCCCGACACAUGGGUCCUGGUCGCACAGAUGCCUUUCGGCGAGGCGACUGCCCCUGCCGGUGAGAAGACGUUCAAGCCGCUCGAGGACCGGGUCAAGGUGUUCGGCAUUUGA
Molecule: messenger RNA, 678 nt
Organism: Dacryopinax primogenitus
Lineage: Eukaryota; Fungi; Basidiomycota; Dacrymycetes; Dacrymycetales; Dacrymycetaceae
Product: nitroreductase family protein
Exons: 2
Coding region: 40-678 (212 amino acids)
Biological process (GO): cellular response to oxidative stress
Source: RefSeq, a predicted model, not a curated record